AACUUUAGCUUUGAUUUGCAUCGAAAAAUCCACUUAAUUUUUAUUUUCACUUUCAGGGUUUAAUCACCAUGGAUUUAACUCAGUGGUAACUUUUGAAGAAAUAUUGCAAUUCCUAUCUUUACUAUGUUUUAUUUUAUAAGCCGACCCACUUGGCUAGUUCACAACCUACCUCGGCGCCCACACUUGGUGCACCCCUGGAGUCCUGGUACCGCCCACCAGGAGUGGGUACGAAUCACGACCCCUGGGGCUGAUGGACUGGCCAGCAAAGCCUGGUCUCGAGGCUGUCACCCGCUGGACGCUGCCAAUUGGUUCAGGGUGAAGGCGCGGAACCAAUAAGAGCCACGGUUCUCAAGAGCUUGGAGCGCGCGGGAAAGAGAACCAUUUAAACUGUGGCGGGAACGUCAUUUUCGGGUUCUUGUCCAGUUAAGACAUCCGCAGCUGGGGCGUCGGUGCGAGUUGUCUCUUGCUGUGGGAACAUGGUGCGGACCAAAGCAAACUACGUCCCAGGAGCCUACAGAAAAGUGGUGGCUUCUCGAGCCCCUAGGAAGGUGCUUGGCUCCUCCACCUUUGUCACCAAUUCUGCAUCGUGUUCAUCGAGAAAAGCUGAAAAUAAGUAUGCAGGAGGGAACCCAGUUUGUGUGCGCCCAACUCCGAAGUGGCAAAAAGGCAUCGGAGAGUUCUUCAGUCUGUCCCCCAAAGAUUCGGAAAAAGAGAACCAGCUUCCUCCUGAAGAAGCGGGGUGCAGUGGCUUAGGAACAGCAAAGAGAAAAGCACGUCCUUUGCAACCUGAUCACACAGAUGACGAAAAUAAAUAGAACUCAUUCUCCUGAAUAAUGCCUUCAGUUUACUUUUAGGUAUUCUGGGAUGUAAAUUUGGGUAGACGUGUUUGUUCAAUUGGCUUGUUGAACAGGCAUUCAGUUAAGGGGGGGGGGCGCUAAAAUUUCACCAUUCAAAAGCAACUGGCUAUGAAAAGGGAGAAUUUUUAUAAUUUGUAAAUUAUAAUUGCAUACUUGAAUUUAUAAUGUCAUAUGUUGCUUCUUUUACCUAUUAAGCUUCUUGCUAAAAUAAACAUUGCGUGAUGUUCUAAUUACUAAUCUAAGUCUUUGAGAUUUGCUUAGAUCUUUGUACUAAUACCAUUUUAUGGGCACUUCAUUAUUGAAAUAGUGCUGUAUUGUUAUGGCUUGUUUGCUUUAAAAAG
This is a messenger RNA of Peromyscus eremicus (cactus mouse), 1198 nucleotides long. It is a transcript of the gene Pclaf, whose product is annotated as PCNA clamp associated factor. The record is from RefSeq and is a predicted model, not a curated record. Gene Ontology annotation, biological process: translesion synthesis; regulation of cell cycle. Gene Ontology annotation, cellular component: nucleus. Bases 477 to 815 code for a protein of 112 amino acids. Gene Ontology annotation, molecular function: chromatin binding. NCBI's taxonomy places the organism in Eukaryota, Metazoa, Chordata, Mammalia, Rodentia, Cricetidae. The transcript is spliced from 4 exons.